Molecule: messenger RNA, 3084 nt
Organism: Didymosphaeria variabile
Lineage: Eukaryota; Fungi; Ascomycota; Dothideomycetes; Pleosporales; Didymosphaeriaceae
Exons: 4
Coding region: 1-3084 (1027 amino acids)
Source: RefSeq, a predicted model, not a curated record
AUGGCCGGCGUGCUCGACAUCGAACGGUCUCGCACCCGCCGCGAGCGAACCUUCAUUGGCAGCGAGUGCGCCGUCUGUGAGGAGCCCCUGGAGCACACACUGCGUGGCGAGCGCAUACUUCAGCUGUCUUGCGGCCAUGUUUCCCACGAGGCCUGCUUCUACGAAUACAUUCGCGAAUUCGAUUCUCAGCACUGCCCGACGUGCAACGCGACGCUGGGUCUUGACACCAGCCGAGGUGGGAACGUGUUGGAUCUAGAGAAACUGAGUACUAUCGUCCGAUCCGUGCAGAAUGACGCGGGUAGUAGCCACCGCAGCAACCAGAAUACCCCCACACCAUGGGACAAUCAGACGGUGCGGAGCGAGCCACCGCCUCAGCAGCAGCAGCAGCCAACAGGCAGGCCGCGAAACGACAGCGAUGUCAGCAGCCGGUACCAGCAAUCACAGAUGUCAAUGUCGCGGCCGCAACGAGACUCAUCCCAUUCGCGAGAGCGGUCGGAGAACAACAUGCGGUCCAUGUCGCGCCAGCACCUGCGCAGUGACAGUGGCGCGACGGGAAUCGCAUCUUCGGGAGACUAUGCGGCCACGCACGACGGCAGGCGCCACGAUUACGAUGUGCAGUCGAUGGAAUCGAGCCUGAGCAGCCCGCGCGGCCUGCUGAAGAGUCCAAUUCCAGCACCCACGGUGACGGUGCGCAGCGAGUUCCCGACGCUGAGCAAGUCGCGCCAACAGCAGAGCUUGACGUGUCUGGUGACAGUGGAGGUGGUCGAGGGGAAGUGGAGGCCCGACCCCGAAGAUGUGCGUGGCGCGCCGCCGAUGCCGUCGAUAGCGAGCGCCACGGAGCAGUUUGGGCGCACAAAAUCCCCGGUACGCAACAACCGACAGUUCGAUACGCCGUACGAGUCGGAGGAGGCGUUGGAGGAGAUUACCGAGGACCUGCACUCACGCGUCGACAACUGGCACGGCUUGGACUUUUCGCGUUUUGGCAAGCUGCGCCUGCACGGCCACGUGCGCGUUGGGAAGGACCGCCAGUCGUGGCAGGAACUCGAGUGCUACCUCUUCUCUGAGAUGCUCAUCUGCGUCAAGGAAAAGAAGACCAGCCAGCCCGACAAGUGGGAGGGCGAGUCGGGCGCGCCCAAGAAGCCCAAGUGCACGCUCAAGGGCUCCAUCCUCAUCAAGAAGCACCUGAACCAGGUCGAGCACUCUCCCGACGAGGCAAUCCUGACACUCAGCCUCUCUGUGGCCGAACUACCCUCGUUCCAUCUGCAGUUCCAAAACCGGAGCCAGCUGGAGCUAUGGAGGCGCGCCCUGAUGGACAUUCGGAUGGACUUUCCCACACCGCAGCGCAUGCCGGACUUCGACCAGGACAACUCGGGCACAGAGGACGAGGACUACCGACGCCCAAAGCGCAUCUCGUCCAUAGCAUCCUCAUAUGGCGCUGCACGGUCUACCGUCACUGCGCCCACCGAAUACACCAGUUCACGCGCUGGCGGGCCAGAACCGCGCCUGUCAGGUGGUCUGCACGUGCCGUUGGACAUCGUCGUGGUCAUUCCGGUCUCAUCAUCCAUGCAAGGCUUAAAGAUCAAUCUGCUGCGCGACACGCUUCGCUUCUUGGUACAGAACCUGGGCGAACGCGACCGCAUGGGUCUGGUCACCUUCGGCUCCAGUGGCGGCGGGGUGCCGAUCGUGGGCAUGACGAGCAAAAACUGGAGAGACUGGUCAAAGGUUCUCGACUCCAUCCGCCCUGUGGGCCAGAAGAGCCUUCGCGCAGACGUGGUGGAAGGUGCCAACGUAGCCAUGGACCUGCUCAUGCAGCGCAAGUCGAACAACCCUCUCUCCAGCAUCCUCCUCAUCAGUGACUCGUCCACAUCGGAUGCCGAAAGCGUCGACUUCGUGGUAUCUCGCGCCGAGGCCGCAAAGGUUACCAUCCAUUCCUUUGGUCUCGGACUGACCCACAAGCCCGACACCAUGAUUGAGCUGUCCACGCGUACGAAGGCAUCGUACACGUAUGUGAAGGACUGGAUGAUGCUGCGUGAAUGCGUAGCGGGUUGCCUCGGUUCUCUGCAAACCACCUCCCACCAGAAUGUGAAGCUUAAACUUCGCCUACCGGAAGGGUCUCCGGCAAAGUUCGUCAAGAUUAGCGGCGCUCUACACAUCACCAAACGCGCUACUGGCCGUGAUGCGGAGGCAUCGUUGGGCGACCUGCGCUUCGGAGACAAGAGAGAUAUCCUGGUACAGCUGGCGAUUUCACCAGAUACCGCGUCUCCGGAGCAGCUUCCGCAAGAUCCUUGGGAAACCAUCGUUUCAGGUCUCGAAGCCCUAGGUGGGCCCCUCGACCAGGAUGAUUCCCGCACUCUCAGUGUCGAAGAAGUACCGCUGAUUCAGGCGGACCUUACCUACGGUGACAUACUUCGGGACGGCUCAAUAGCACAUCUACCACGUCCGUCCCUGUUGGCCAUCACCAUUCUACCUUCGCUGUCGAAGAAAAACUCAAGCGGCCGACCACCGACGCCGCCUAUCCCGCCGCACCCUCAUGUCGUGCAGCGGCGUAUGGAGCUGCUGACCUCCGACAUGUUGACUCGCGCGCUUACUUUAGUUUCACGGGGUCAACAUGACCGGGCACACCACUUGUUGAAAGAGACGAGGAGUAUCUUGAAGGGUCUUGGAAAGGGUGGCUUGCCUCCGCUACCACCGCCCGGUCACCGACGAAAUGACCCGCCAAGCGCGCCUGGUAGCACAGGUCACUCAUCACCGGUAGACGGCAGCGACCGCCCGAGGACACCGUCGCCGCACGCGGAGAAUCCCUUUACUCCGGCCGCUGGUAUCGACGCGACAACUAUGCAUGCGCUCGAUGCUGAGUUGGAAUCCAGCUUGGAGUGGAUCAACCACCCUGCAGUGUUCGGUAGAGAUUCGCGCAAGGCUGUGCUCCAAGCGAUUGGCGUCAUUUCGUCACAGCGUGCAUACACAUUUCGGACCCCAUCCGAAGCCCUGUGGGCCGACCGCAUCUUGGGCGUCAAACGCCUGGCCGAACGCUCGCGGGACUGGCGCGAAGCAGGCGACGACCAGCCGCUCAUGGAAGAAAAUUAG